Messenger RNA from Rhea pennata, 822 nucleotides. It is a transcript of the gene FAM3D, whose product is annotated as FAM3 metabolism regulating signaling molecule D. NCBI's taxonomy places the organism in Eukaryota, Metazoa, Chordata, Aves, Rheiformes, Rheidae. The transcript has 10 exons. Bases 112 to 789 code for a protein of 225 amino acids. The record is from RefSeq and is a predicted model, not a curated record.
UUCGCGUUAGGUUUCCAGGACGGCGGUUCACCGGGCCGCAUCCUCACGGUUCGAAGUUUCGCCUCCGGUAUUUCUUCCUCGGCCCAGGGUGCCCGGAGCCAGCGCCCCGCCAUGCGGCUGACAGGCGUGCUGCGGCUGGCGGCGCUGCUCCUCGCGCUGCUGGGCGCCUGGGUCGUCGUGCAGAGCUACCUGGAGCGGGGCUGGCGAGCCGUGAGCCUGCGCAGCUGGAUAGGUGCCACCGGCCGGCCCAGCGGGAGCCAGCCGCCCCGGCACGCCUGCGGCAACCGCGAGCGCUGCCCCGGGGAGCACUUCGCCUUCAAGAUCGUCAGCGGCGCCGCCAACGUGGUGGGACCCUCCAUCUGCUUCGACGACACGGUCCUCAUGAGCGGCGUGAGGAACAACGUGGGCCGAGGCCUCAACGUGGCGCUGGUGAACGGAACGACGGGGCGGCUCCUGCGAACGGCCAUCUUCGACAUGUACUCCGGAGACGUUAAGGAACUGGAGACCUUCCUGAUGGAGAUCACGAGCGGCACCCUGGUGCUGACGGCCACCUUCGACGACCCCGCCACAAAGAUGAGCGACAAAGCCCGGACGCUCUUCACCAACCUGGGCAGCAGCUACGCGAGCCAGCUGGGCUUCCGCGACAGCUGGGUUUUCUUGGGCGCCAAAGGGCUGAGCACCAAGAGCCCCUUCGAACAGCACCUCAAGAACAACCAGGAGACCAACAAGUACGACGGCUGGCCCGAGCUGCUGGAGAUGGAGGGCUGCGCCCCGCGCAAGAUGGACUAGCGGGGCACGAGACCCGCCAGCCGCGGCGCCGGA